Cyprinus carpio (common carp) is the source of this 1998-nucleotide messenger RNA. RefSeq lists its product as uncharacterized. The record is from RefSeq and is a predicted model, not a curated record. NCBI's taxonomy places the organism in Eukaryota, Metazoa, Chordata, Actinopteri, Cypriniformes, Cyprinidae.
ACCUUUUUUUGUUUGUUUUUGUUUUUAAUCAAAUCCAAUGAUGGAUCUGGAAAAUAAUGAUUGUACCCGGAAUUUUAACAUAAAUGUUUUGUGUUCUAAAAAAAAAAAAAAAAAAAAGAUAGCAUGCAUACAGGCGUGAGCAAACAGAGACAGAGGUUUAUUUUUAGGCGAACCGUUUCUUUGACUUGUAACCCAGUCUGUGUGUCUCAGUCUGUGCUUGAGCUCAUGAUGGCUCCGGUGAGAGUCAUCCAGUUUUCAUCAAGUGGAAAACUGUGGGUGGAAACAUAGUGCUUAUUUCUUGUUUUUUUAUUUGUUUGUUGUUGUUUACAGACAAAAAGCCAUCGGUCGGCUUGUCUCUGUCAGUGUUAAUGCUGUUUUCAUUAUUGCUUUAGAGGGAAUCUGUCACACUGGUUUCAUCUGACUUAAAUCUGUUAUAAAUAAAUAAGCAGUUUUGUCACACUAUCCACAAAUGCUCUUGCAAAAUUGUGGUGCUGUGUGCGGGAGGGUGAGUCAGACCGGAGCUGCAGAAAAACAGGAACUCGAGAUGAGAAAAGAACAGAUUCACAUGCGCUCCCAUCGAACUGUUCACAAUGACACAGCCAUGCAUCUGAACUGUCUUCUCUUCAUCUUCAGCUUCAUCAGACUCUCAGGUGCGCAGGACGUCACUACGGUCAGGCAGAUAUCUGUUCAGAGAGGACAGUCUGUAGUAAUUCCUUGUUUAUAUAACCAGAAAUAUACAUCUUCAUACAAAUACUUGAGCGCUGGAUAUGUUUGGCUCUUGAGUGAUUAUGUGGAUUUCUCAGACCAGAGAUGUCAUCACAAAACAGUGUUUGUCUCAGAUGACACGGAAGGUCACAUCUUCACCGUCCGCAUGGAUGAUGUCCAGGAGUCUGGCUCUUACUGGUGUGCCAUUCAUAUCCCUUCAGCUUUUGAUAAACGUGCGGGGUUUUUCUUGGACGUCACAGCAGACUCUCCGAGACUUCACGUGACCUCUCAGACUGUGAUGGGAUCUGAGAAUGGCAGUGUUACCAUCACCUGCUACCAUCAGGGUGUACAGUAUGGUGUGAAGUGGUGUAAGUUUGGAGGUCAGUGCAUUACAGGAGCGUCUGGGACGUUAGACGGAGCCUCGGUUGAGAUCAGACACGGUCUGAGAAACAUGACUGUGAGCAUGAGCCGGCUGAAGAAGAAGAACACGGGAUGGUACUGCUGCUCAACAGAAGAUCUGCAGAUGCCUGUUCAUAUCACUGUCAGUCAGAAGAAGAGCAGAAGUGCAGAAGGACAGCAGAGUCCAGUUACAACAGCGACUGGUCAGUCCUCACCUCGCAAAAGGACAGCUAUUUUAUUUCUGUUGCCGGUGAUUUUUGAGAUUCUCCUGCUCAUAGUCAUUUACUUGGCACUGAAACUGGCUAGUAUUUGCAAAACAAGAUUCUUCCCGUCUGUGAAUGAAGCAGAGGACGGUCACUAUGUGACGAUGCACAGGGAGCAGUCAUCGCGUUCAAAUGGGUGUUCUGCUGCUGAAGAAGUGUAUGAAAAUAUGGCUGGACUCAAAACUAACAGUGAGAUACCUGCUUCCGGUCAUAAAUCCAUCAGCCCGGCUGUGGUCAAAAAAAGCGAUUUACCAAAAGCGCCUGUGCGAGAACCAGAUUAUGUGAACAUUAUGAAGACGUGACUGUGAAUCUGGAUCAGCUGUUUAAUAUCAGUUCUUUAAUAUCUUCCAUUGGCCAUAAAUCUAAUUGUUACAGCACAGAAAACUAUUCCAUAAUUAUUGAGAGAUUAUUCAAAGCUGUAUUUAUUUAACAAAAUAUCUUGGUGAAUUAUUAAGGAACUCACUGAACUUACAUAUACACUACUGCUCUCAAGUUUGGGGUCCGUAAGAUGUUUCUGAAAGAAGUCUCUUCUGCUUACCAGAGCUGCAUUUAUUUGAUCAAAAAUACUGUAAAAACUGUGAAAUAUUAUUUCAGUUUAAAACAGCUGUUUUGUGUGUGAAUCUCUGUUAAA